AUGACCAGAUCAUCGGAAGGGCUACCCAAGGUGCGGUGUGUGGCAAGAGCGAGAAUACCUACUACUCAGGGCCCAGAUAUAUUCUUACAUUUGUAUGCCAACAACAUUGAUGACAAGGAACACUUGGCGAUAGUGUUUGGCGAGGAUAUAAGGUCGCGGUCGCUCUUCCAGCGAAGAGCUGGCGAGACGCAGAGAGAUCGGAUGAUUAGAGGUGCGUAUGUGGGGAAACUGUAUCCCGGGAGAGAGGUCGCUGAUGAGGACGAUAGAUUAGGACUGAAAUUGGAGUUUGAUCGUGAAACGGGCGAGUUGAUUGCAGACUCUCGCAGCACUUGGGACGGCUACGAUCAUGAUACGCUGGUCAGGAUUCACAGCGAGUGCUAUACCGGGGAGACUGCGUGGAGUGCGAGAUGCGACUGUGGGGAGCAAUUCGAUCGUGCUGGACGUUUGAUUGCGUGCGAGCAUGAGGCCAGCACAGGCAUCGUCGGGGGAUCCGGACACGGUGUAAUAGUGUAUCUGAGACAAGAGGGGCGCGGGAUCGGGCUAGGCGAAAAACUGAAGGCAUACAACCUUCAGGAUCUCGGAGCAGACACGGUUCAGGCCAAUCUCUUGCUCGAGCACCCGGUGGACGGCAGAGACUUCUCCCUGGGGAAGGCCAUACUGAUAGACUUGGGCAUCCACAACGUACGGCUCUUGACGAAUAAUCCGGACAAGAUAGCGCAGAUAGAACAACCACCCUUGAUCAACUGUGUGGAGCGAGUCGCCAUGAUCCCCAUUCAUUGGAGCUCGGAGGAUGCAGGCAUUCAUUCUGUCGAGAUCGAAGGUUACUUGACUACUAAGAUAGAACGGAUGGGCCAUCUCUUGCAGAAACCACUGAAAUUGCACUCCAAGACCACGACGACCACGACCUUGAACCCGGCUUGA
Molecule: messenger RNA, 921 nt
Organism: Torulaspora globosa
Lineage: Eukaryota; Fungi; Ascomycota; Saccharomycetes; Saccharomycetales; Saccharomycetaceae
Gene: RIB1
Product: GTP cyclohydrolase II
Exons: 1
Coding region: 1-921 (306 amino acids)
Biological process (GO): riboflavin biosynthetic process
Molecular function (GO): GTP cyclohydrolase II activity
Source: RefSeq, a predicted model, not a curated record